AUUUUAAUAAAAACUCCCAGUUUCUGUUCGUCCAAGAUUACUACUAUUGUAGUUCGAUUCUAGGGUUUAUCCACUCAAUCGUUUUGCUCGUCUUUCAAAGUUUUCCAGAAUCAGUUUAUUUGUAUACGUGGUACGAUUAUGAAUCGGUGAAAUGCAUGCGGAUGAAAGAGAAAGUGAAGAUAAGAAGAUAGAUAAGGAUGAACUUCUGUAGUAGUUAGUGUAUUUGAGACUGGAAAAUGUUAAAUUACAAACUUAGAUUUUUCUAGAAUUCCGAUCGAAAACGUGGCAAUUCAUUUGGGCGCGGCGUAUUACGCGUGUACUCAUUUGAUUUCUCACCGAACCAGAGCUUAUCUGUUUUAAGAUGUCCAGAAUUAUGUUGUUAGCUAGUGCGAACAUCCUCCCCUUCAGUUUCACUUCUCUUCCCCUCAAAAUCUCCUGCUAUAAAACCAGGCCUUCAGUUUAUUACCAUUAUCCAAAACCCAGAAUUGAAUCUCUAGCCAAUUCAUUCAACAGACCCCCCUUUCCCAAAAGGGUUUUCAUGCCGAUACUCCGGAGCUCAGUCGAAACCCAGGAUCCCCAAGACCCAAUUGUGGAGAAAGAAGAAGAAGCUUCAUUGAAGAAGAAGAACAAGAAUGGGGAUGAUGAUGAUGAAAAUGGAGAGGGUCGGGAUUGGACGACAUCUAUUCUCUUGUUCUUACUCUGGGGUGGGAUUAUGUAUUAUGUCUUCAACCUUGCACCAAACCAGACCCCGUCAAUGGAUAAGUACUUUUUGAUGAAGCUACUGAACUUGAAAGGAGAUGAUGGGUUUGUAAUGAAUAAGGUUCUUGUUUCUCUUUGGUAUAUGAUGGGUUUAUGGUCUGUAACAUACUCCAUGUUAUUACUCCCAACAGGUAGAAGUUCAAAAGGUAAAGCAGCAUCAAUUCCAAUAUGGCCGUUCCUUGUACUGUCGUUCUUUGGGGGUGCAUACGUUCUGAUUCCAUACUUUGUUAUCUGGAGUCCGCCAGCUCCAAAGGUUAAAGAAGAUGAAGUUAAAAGAUGGCCUCUCAAUGUUACGGAAUCGAAGAUCACUGCUGGAAUAACACUUGGUGCAGGACUUGGCCUAGUCAUUUAUGCAGGUUUAGCUAAUGGAGAUGGCUGGAAAGAAUUCUACCAAUAUUUCAGACAGAGCAAACUUGUUCAUGCUACUUCUAUGGACUUCGCACUACAAGCCGUGUUUGCUCCUUUUUGGGUCUACAACGACAUGACAGCUAGAAAAUCGUUGGAUAAAGGAAAAUGGCUGCUCCUGUUGUCCCCGGUUCCAUUAUUGGGUCCUUUGAUUUAUCUACUAUUUAGGGCUCCAAUUACAUCAACACCUCUUCUGUCGACUCCAUCAUCAUCAUAUACUGAUCGUGAUAAAACAGAUUGAGUGGGUAUUCUUGAUUUUGGGGGUUACAUGAAAGGUGGUGGCAGCAGCAGUAGGUGAUGUUGUGAAAUCAAAAUAAACAAGUUUCUUGAACAGAAAUAAACCUGAGUCUUGUAAUUAUAUUUCAAUAAUAUCAGUUUUCCAUCUUAUUUUUCUUCA
Molecule: messenger RNA, 1561 nt
Organism: Impatiens glandulifera
Lineage: Eukaryota; Viridiplantae; Streptophyta; Magnoliopsida; Ericales; Balsaminaceae
Exons: 6
Coding region: 362-1405 (347 amino acids)
Source: RefSeq, a predicted model, not a curated record